CUUCAGCAGGUCUCCUUUCCAUUCUUAUUUACUUUGGUCCUCCUUUCCAAUCAACACGAUUCUGCUAGGCACUAAAUCCUCACGGGGCAGCCAAAACUCCAAUGAGGGGCUUAUCGAUAUCGGAGGGGACCGAUAGGUGCACCAAUAAUGCAUUCUCUAUUACUCGAUGAGAACUAAAACCUUUCUUUUGUUUUCCCCCUUAAAGGCGAGGAUUCCAUCGAGGUAGUUUGGACCUCAGACCACUUCCUAUACAUCUCAAAAUGUCUUUCGAAUCUGAAUAUAAGCUUGACAAUGUUGCUGCCACGCCGGUUGCGGCAGACAAAAUCGAUGCAACUUUUCGUUCUUCUACUAUAGACUUGAUAUCCGCAGCAUUGGGAGGAAAGGUCCUCUCUUUCUCCGAUGAAUGGUUUGCAGAAGCUUCCAACCUCCUCACUCCAGCCGCUCCCAUCAGACAACCAGGCAAAAUGGUCUUCUCAGGAGCUUGGUAUGAUGGAUGGGAGACUCGUCGACACAACACUACCCCCUUCGACUAUGUUGUCAUUCGACUUGGGGUUGCCUCAGGAAUUAUUGAGGGUAUCGAGGUUGACACUACUUUCUUCUCCGGAAAUCACGCUCCAGCCAUCUCUGUGGAAGGAGUCUUCAGUUCCAAUGACGAGGAAGUUAUCGGCUGGAAAGGAGGACGAGGAAAUUGGGAACCGAUCCUAGGCAUUCAAGAAUGUGGCCCUUCUCAACGGUUCGGGUGGAAGCUGGCAUUUCCUACCAAGAAGGCGUACACCCACGUCCGGCUGAACAUGUACCCUGAUGGAGGAAUUGCAAGGUUCAGAUUGUUCGGCCACGCAAUCCCUGUCUUUCCAGAGGAUAAAGACGCCGUCUUCGACCUUGCUGCGGCUCAGAAUGGAGGAGUGGCUAUUUCGUGUAGUGACCAACACUUUGGUGUCAUUGCAAACUUGAUUCUGCCUGGCAGAGGAAAAGAUAUGGGAGAUGGAUGGGAGACUUCGAGAUCAAGAGGAAAGGAUCAUGUUGAUUGGGCUAUUAUUCGUCUAGGAGCAAAAGGUACAAUUCAGAUUCUGAUCGUCGACACCGCCUUCUUCCGAGCCAUCGAUCGGAGUGGAGAGGGUGAGCCCGGAGCAUUAGCUGAUGGGUGGACUGAGAUUGUUGAACCGAGCAAAUGUGGUCCGGACAAAGAACAUGAAUUUGACUCGCUAGUGAAGGACAAGCCAUUCACACAUGUCAAAUUGACUAUGAUACCAGAUGGAGGAGUCAAGAGGAUCCGGGUCCUUGGGAAAAGGAGCUUGGAGUUACCAGACGAUCUGCCAAAGUCCCUGGACGACCGGAGGAAUGUCCCAUCUCAUUAUACGGCUGAGACUGAGAUGUAUGAUGCCUGGCAAGGCCAAUCUCAAUUCUUGACCUCCCCGGUGCUAGCCAAACCCCUCCAGUUCAAUAAUCUUUCGUUAGACAACAACGAGUAUGACGAUGAUCUUGCAACCCAGAAGAUUGGGGAUAGUGACACGAGGUUGAUGGAGAUGCUUGCUGCGCAGGCAGCUCAUCGGGAUGGCUCGGUUCACGGGGACGAAGACGCAGUUGCUUCAAAUGACAAACUAUCAGAGGAAGAGAAGAAAGAUAUUCUGCAGAAAGCUCUAAAUAUGGCCGCAAGUAAUGGAGAUGUGGAGAGGAUAGAGCGGAUCUUGAAAGGGAAAGCAAAAGAUUUUGUUGAUGUUGAUGCGCCCGACGAGGAGGGGACAACUCCUUUGAUCUACGCAAGUUGCUUUGGUCACGAAACUGUGGUAGCGGCUCUCCUUGAUGCUGGAGCGAAAGUCGACAACCAGGAUAGGAAUCGAUGGAGCGCGCUCAUGUGGGCCAUGACAAACAGACACAAGGGGAUCGCAAAGGCAUUGCUGGACCAUGGUGCUUCUCCCGAAGUCAAGUCAUCUUCUGGGAGGACGGCAUUCGAUUUCGCAGCCCCUGAUAGCGAAAUAUCAGGCUAUCUACAUGAUAGUGGGUACCAUAUUGGAAGUGUUGGUGUUACGGAUGAUUUCUACAAUCCAGGAUUCUCUCAAGACCGUUUUGAGGAGGAAAUGGCCGAAAACGAGUUGAGGAGACGUAUGAUGAUGGAGAGUGCUCGAGAUUUGGAGGUUGAUUUGGGAAAUGUGGGCAUUGACGAUCAACCCGAAUCGCCUGAUGAACUAGAAGAAGAAGCUCAAGAAUUUGACUGGAGUCGAUGUCUGCACGACCAGAUGUUUGUAUUCCAAGAAAGCGAACUGGGCCGGAUUCUCGACAUUAUCAUUACAAACAUGACGCCUCAGCGGUCGCCAUCCCAGAAACCUGUCCCUGCCAACAUGAUUUUUCUCAGCGCACGAUAUGCCCACUAUCAUGCGAAUCAAGAUCUGUUGGCAAAGCUUUUACUCACAGCAAUGGACAAGAUCAAUGAUGUCGUUGAGACUCACCAGUGGGACAUGACAAUCUUAGCCUUUUGGAUCUCCAAUGCUACGUUGUUGUUGCAUUAUUUGAAGAAAGAUGCUGGGCUAGGGGGAUCCACCAGCGAGUUUCAGCUCCAACUUGCCGAACUUAUCAACGAGAUUUUCAUCCUGAUCAUCCGGGACGCCGAGAGGAGAAUGGACAAAGUCCUAGAUUCAGCUAUGUUGGAUCACGAGACUAUUCCGGGGUUCGAGGAUAUCACCUUUCAGAACGAAUGGAAGAUCUUCAAACGGAAGGCUCAUGUAAAAGAGGAACCGGCAGAGAGAAGGUUCCGACCUCCAUCUCCUAAAGCAAGGGCCAAGCCAUCACCACGAAACGUCACCUCCCUACUCUCGUCAACACUGUUUGUGUUGGAUUUAUAUGAUAUACACUCUGUUAUCACAGCCCAAAUUUUGGCUCAAUUACUAUACUGGCUCGGAGCGGAACUUUUCAACCGCAUCAUGUCCAACCGGAAAUAUCUUGCAAGGACCAAGGCUAUGCAAAUUAGAAUGAACAUUUCCAGCCUCGAAGACUGGGCCAGAACAAACAAUCGGCAGCCGGAGCAUUACGAGCAUGGUUCCAUGACUUCGACGGGCGAGAUGACAAUUGACGCAGCAAGACGGCAUCUUGCACCUGUCAUCCAACUGCUACAAUGGCUUCAGUGCUUCUCGUCUCUUGGCGCUGAUGAUCUAGAAGCUCUCGUUGGCACCUUACAGCAGCUUACGCGGCUCACGCCCCAGCAGUUGAUACACUCUGUGAAACAUUACCGACCGGAAGUCGGAGAAAAGGGGCUUCCGAAGAGUGCCAUGAAGUACCUGAUCAACCUCCAAAGAGAGGCACAGUUACGAAAGGAACGCCAGCGUACGGAGCGAAGGCAAUCGGGGAUACCCACUACGCCAACCAAGCAGGGUACAAAUGGAAAGGCUCCAGACACUCCUGAUUCGAAUGGAAAGCCAAUUGCGCCAAAUACUAUGAAACCCCUACCUCCCGACGCGAUGCUUGGGGAGGAAGACGAUGCUCCUGAACAUCUGCUGCUCGAUCCAGCUCUUAUGCUGCCGUUCUCUUUGCCAACGAGUACAGACAUGCUCGUGAGUUAUGGGGCAGGGUUUGGUGGUUUGAACCGCGAGCGAGAGAGGAAGUACAUACCCACCGUUCCCCCGGAGUUCCUGGCCAAGCUUGACCUGAGCGGCGGUCGAGCACAAUCUACAUAUGAAGAAAAGGAUUGGGAGAAUGAAGAUGUCUAAGAUAAGACAUGGUUAAGUGAGACCAGGUAUCGGCCCGCACAAGAAAGCAAGCAUAUGGAAGCAUGGCGUGGCGUUCUAGGGGCGUCCCAGAUUAGUCGGUGUCAAUCUUAUCAUUGGACCCCUCAUCAGAAGAUUUUAAUAUUUGCUUGUCGAACGAACUACAUGAUUUGAACUGCC
Molecule: messenger RNA, 3875 nt
Organism: Hyaloscypha bicolor E
Lineage: Eukaryota; Fungi; Ascomycota; Leotiomycetes; Helotiales; Hyaloscyphaceae
Exons: 7
Coding region: 261-3698 (1145 amino acids)
Biological process (GO): allantoin catabolic process
Molecular function (GO): GTPase binding; allantoicase activity
Source: RefSeq, a predicted model, not a curated record